Messenger RNA from Equus caballus (horse), 1495 nucleotides. The record is from RefSeq and is a predicted model, not a curated record. Lineage: Eukaryota; Metazoa; Chordata; Mammalia; Perissodactyla; Equidae.
GCGGUAACGGCGUGCACGGGUUGGGAAGGGGCGGUGGGAGAAGCGGAGCCGCUCUGAACCAUGCUAGUGAACUGUAGGUCCCUCUGUGUAGAGGCCCAGCUUUUCGAGAACGCGGGUCGAGCCUGCCCUGGGAGGGUCGCGUGCUACAGACCGCAAACUACAUUUCCCAGCGUUCUCGCGGUGCCAGGACUACCUUGCCCGAAAGCCUGCGCGUGAUUCAUCCAACCUCUCGCCGCCUGCCCCCAACCCGAAAGCUGAGGAGAUGUGGAGUCGCUGGGUUUGGCGGCUCCUGGGUUCUGAAGGCAGCGUGGGCCGCCGGGUUUCAAACCCCCGCGGGCGUUUCUCGCCGGCCCUGCGGAGAGAUUUUUUAACCACCACAACCAAGGAAGGAUAUGAUAUGAGGCGAGUGGACAUAACUCCUUUAGAACAAAGGAAAUUAACUUUUGAUACCCAUGCAUUGGUUCAGGACUUGGAAACUCAUGGAUUUAACAAAGCACAAGCAGAAACAAUUGUAUCAUUAUUGACCACUUUAUCAAACGUCAGCCUGGAUACUAUCUAUAAGGAGAUGGUCACUCAAGCUCAACAGGAAAUAACAGUACAACAGCUAAUGGCUCAUUUGGACUCCAUCAGGAAAGACAUGGUCAUCCUAGAGAAAAGUGAAUUUGCAAAUCUGAGAGCAGAGAAUGAGAAAAUGAAAAUUGAAUUAGAACAAGUUAAGCAGCAACUGAUAAAUGAAACAAGUCGAAUCAGAGCAGAUAAUAAACUGGACAUCAACCUAGAAAGGAGCAGAGUAACAGAUAUGUUUACAGAUCAAGAAAAGAAACUUAUGGAAGCAACCACAGAAUUUACCAAAAAAGAUACCAAAACCAACAGUAUUAUUUCAGAGACCAGUAAUAAAAUUGAUAGUGAAAUUGCUUCUUUAAAAACGCUGAUGGAGUCUAACAAGCUUGAGACAAUUCGUUAUCUGGCAGCCUCAGUGUUUACUUGCCUGGCAAUAGCACUGGGAUUUUAUAGACUCUGGAAAAAGCAGUGAAAGUGAAACUACUAUAUUGUGCUCAGCCUGCUGCUGCUGUUGACUUCUUAGAACACUACGCCAGGACAGAUUUACUUUGAACGUUGAAAGUUGCAGCAGAAACUUAAUACAACAAAAUUAUUCAAAGGACACAUGGACUAAAAAGAAAUGUUUUAGAAUAGGAAGGGUGUAUUUUGUCUUUGUUUUUUAUAUGUGUCUUGAUUAUGUUGAAAAGCUGCCAUUCAAACCCUGAUAAAUUUGAGAUAGAAGGGCCUUUUGUCUUUAUCCUUUUGAUAGUUCAUAGAAGCCGAACCAAAGUUUCUUGUGUUUGCUUGAACAACUGUGUAAAUCAUAUAUGAUUUCUUUUGUAUCUGCAACAAAUUUGAAAACUAUUUCAAAGCCUACAGACUUGUUACUGUAUUUAUCUUUCCUGAUAACUACUGCGCAAUUACCUUUUCAUAGAAAAUAAAAUAUUAUAACAAA